AUGACGCGCAUUUGAGGUUCUUGGGAGGCGUAUCGCGCCAUGUGAGUUUAUGUUCGAAAAGCACACGUAAUACGAUUUUUAUUGGAAAGGAGGAUGGAGAGGAAUAAACAUUAGUUUGAAUUGUAAUUAUAAAAUAGAAGAAUAUAGAAUGGUCAUGGAAUCACUUUCAAGGGCUAAAGUCAUAUUAAAGGAGAUGUUCGAUGCAGCAGUCGAAGCAGUUUUGCCUAACAGAAUCAUAAAAAACAGAGUCAAGGUAAUAGAAAAUCAACUUCUCGUCGACAAAGAAGCUUUCAGGUUAAAGGGCAACGUUUACUUGAUUGGCUUUGGUAAAGCCGUAAUGGGAAUGGCUAUCGAGAUGGAAAAUUUGCUCGGAGAUAAAUUAAAGAAAGGGAUCGUCAGCAUUCCCCGAGGGAGCAAAGAAAAUCUUGGAAAAAUAAAGGGAAUGACUGAUUUGACUAAAUCUAGAGGAGUAGUCAUUUAUCGGGAGGGAUGCGUUAAUAAUCAACCAGACUCUGCAUCUUUGUCUGCGACUGCUGAAAUUAUAGAUUUAGUCACAUCGUUGAAGGAAACCGAUACAUUAAUUGUUCUUGUGUCCGGGGGCGGUUCUGCUCUACUUUGCAUGCCUAAAGCUCCGAUAGAAGCGAAGAGUAAAGAAAAACUCUGUAAAGACUUGCAAAAUGCUGGAGCUAAUAUUAAGGAACUAAAUACAAUACGUAUGAAAUUAUCAGCCGUAAAAGGUGGAGGGUUAGCUCGUAUGGCAUAUCCUACGUCAGUUAUUAGUCUUAUCUUAUCCGACAUUGUUAACGACCUUGUCGACAUAAUCGCCAGUGGUCCAACUAUUUACAACAGUAAAUCGACGAAGAUAGUUAUAGAAAUUUUGGAAAAAUAUAAAUUAUACGACGCUCUGGAGAAUGAUCUAAAAUCAGUCCUUACAUCGAAUGAAAAUGCAGAUGAAAAAUACUUAUUAAAUGAGAGGAAGGAAUUUACACAUGUGAAAAAUAUUAUCAUUGGUAAUAAUACGUUAGCGAUUCAAAGUGCAUUCGAAAAGACGUCGAAAAAAGGACUGAAUACAAUUGUUCUAGGAAACAAUGUCGAAGGACACGUGCGAGAUGUUAGUUUACGAUACGUUGACAUAAUAGAAACAAUUUGCCUUACAAUGGGCGGCCAUUUGAGUAGGGAGGAAUUUUUUACAAUAAUGGAAAAAGAUUCCACCUUUUCGUUGUCAGAAACUGAGGUAGAGGAAAUAUUUAAUAGGAUUAUAAAUAGUGGAGAGAAGGAGAUUGUUUUAGUCGCAGGUGGCGAGCCCACUGUAGUCGUUACGGGAAAGGGGUUAGGAGGACGAAAUCAACAGCUUACUUUCCAAUUUUCUUUCGACUGGCAUAUUAAAGUACAAAACGAGCCACGAUUAGGUGAAUAUAAUGUUAUUAUAAUGAGUUGCGGCACCGAUGGACAAGAUGGCCCCACUGAUGCAGCCGGAGCAUUCGGAUAUGCUGCGAUUCACUCUAUGGUCUCCGAUAUGUAUAACAAUUUAAAGAAAAAAUUAGACGAGUCACAGGAUAAAUCUAUUACAAUGGAUAUCGAUAACAAAUUGAAUAUCGAUGCCCAAGAAAUUAAAAAUAUGGAACGCUUGGAUGUCUUCCCAGAUCUCAAAAUUGAUUAUCGUAAUAGGAAUUCACUGGCGGAAGCUAUCAAAAGAUUGGAACAAAUGUCACCCGACGUUGUAUUGAGAAAAAAUGAUACAUACAAUUUUUACUCUCAAUUUAAAGGAGGACAAGACCUGAUCAAAACGGGAGUUACAGGCACCAAUGUUAUGGAUUUGCAUUUCUUUUACAUUAAAAAGGUGUAAUCUAAUCUUCCGCAGGAAAUUUAUCAAUGCCUUUAAGGUUCAGUGAAACACAUCGUUCAAAUAGAUUCUUCUAAAUAUCCACGUUACCAAUUACCUUUUAAAAGCCUAACAAUAAACCAGAUAUGUUGCCAA
Molecule: messenger RNA, 1978 nt
Organism: Orussus abietinus
Lineage: Eukaryota; Metazoa; Arthropoda; Insecta; Hymenoptera; Orussidae
Product: glycerate kinase
Exons: 1
Coding region: 149-1846 (565 amino acids)
Biological process (GO): protein phosphorylation
Cellular component (GO): cytoplasm
Molecular function (GO): glycerate kinase activity
Source: RefSeq, a predicted model, not a curated record